This is a messenger RNA of Gigantopelta aegis, 2873 nucleotides long. RefSeq names its product zinc finger protein 665-like. Gene Ontology annotation, molecular function: RNA polymerase II cis-regulatory region sequence-specific DNA binding; DNA-binding transcription factor activity. The transcript is spliced from 10 exons. The coding region runs from base 29 to 2653 and encodes 874 amino acids. Gene Ontology annotation, biological process: regulation of transcription by RNA polymerase II. The record is from RefSeq and is a predicted model, not a curated record. Lineage: Eukaryota; Metazoa; Mollusca; Gastropoda; Neomphalida; Peltospiridae.
UUCAUUCUACUCCCAACUAAAAGUCCAUAUGCUAACCCAUACCGGCGAAAAACCUUUCCAAUGUGGAAUGUGUCUGAAAAGUUUCCCAAUGAAAUCCGGCAUCGUGCGCCACAUGCCCACACACAUUGAGAAAAAACCUUUCAAAUGUGACGUGUGCUCCAAACGCUUCUUAGAACGAGCCUCCCACAAGCAGCAUAGGUUGAUUCACACUGGCGACAAGGCUUUCAAGUGUGCAGUGUGCACGAAAAGCUUCCUGCACAGAGAACAGCUGAGGCAGCAUGCGUUGACACACUCUGGGCUGAAGCUUUACAAACGCGAGAUGUGCACCAAAAGCUUCACACAGAUGUUCAGUCUGAAGCAGCAUAUAUUGGACCAUACAGGAGAAAAAGCCUUUAAGUGCAGAGUGUGCGACAGAAGAUUCAAGCAGAGCUGCACCGUAAAGCAGCAUAUGCUUGUCCACACCGGAGAGAAACCGUUCAGAUGCGAGGUGUGCCAGAAGGUGUGCUCGCAGAAUAGCAAUCUAAAGCAGCACAUGCUGGUACAUAGCGGCGAGGCGCGGUUCAGAUGUAACUUCUAUCCGGCCUAUUUCUCGUACAGUGCCAGUUUGACGCGGCAUUUGGCAGAGCAUAAUACUGACGGGCUGUUUUUCAAUAUAUUAGCUUCAAUGGCUCCAGUUGGUUUGAACAUGUUUGUGUAUGAUACCUUGUUGUAUUCUCUGUUAACAAUGUUCCUCCUUACCCUCCACAACACCGUGAAGUGCCAACCACCACACAGAGAUACGUCGAUAAGUCCAGCCAGUCACCACGUGCCUGUACUCAAAACGAAGUAUUCGGAGAUGAUUCCGCAGGCUGUGGUGGCUAAGUGCACAGCUCGUUGUUCGCGCAUUGCUGGUUGCGCCGGCGUCUGGACAAAAUCUCUGAAGACACAGAAUAACGAGUGUUACCUCUUAGCCGUUCACGACGGGUAUGAUGUCUCGAUCAGGAAAAGAGGCUCAGAGUUGACUGAGGCCGAGACGAAGGGUGUGAUGGGUAGUUGUACAGAGAAGAAACCCGGCCUGUAUGAGGAGGCGCGACAAGAGUGCUCGGGGAAAGGAGUGACGGUGUCUCGAAUUAGAAAACCAGAGGCAGGAGAUGUAAUCUGCCCAGAAGGUUUCACUUUCCUGAUGACACGGAGUAAACUACCACGAUGUGUCCCACCAGAUCCGGCUGGGAACACUGAAGUGCACAUCACCAAAAAGACUCACGCCGAACAGUAUUUGGCACCUGAUGACGCCAUAUUACACUGUGAAACGUAUGGCUCGACAUAUAAAAAGGCCAUCGUGAUGAGUACAAAGUUGAUGUACACUAAGAUGUUGUCGCAGGUUGAUGUGAUUGAGUGUCAAGCUCGUUGUUUACGCCUUGCUCGCUGUGCCGGCGUCCGGGCGCUAUAUCUGAAGAAACGGAACCACGUCUGCUACCUUCUAUCUGUUAAAUCCCCUUAUAUUCUGUCUCUCGGAACAAGAGGCGCGUGUUCUGUUCACACUGAGGAACAUGCACAUCCUGCUGUGUUUCGAGAAGUCAUUGAUGGAAACAAAGCUAGAGCUCUCCAACAAAGCAUGGAAGCAGACUCCAGUCUGAGAAGCAGCAUGACGCUCAGUCGUGACGUCCGCCGUGCCACGUGCAAUGUGUGCUCGAAAUCAUUUCUACGCCACUCUCACCUAGAACAACAUAUGCGCGUCCAUACUGGUGAAAAACCUUUCAAAUGCGAGGUGUGUGCGAAAUCUUUCAAACAGAAAGGUCAGCUGACCGUGCACCUGCACGUGCAUAGCAACGAGAGGCCGUUUAUAUGUGGCAUGUGUUCGAAAUGUUUCUCCGCUAAAUCUCAAAUUGAACGUCACGUACAGACCCAUUCUGUUGAAAAACGUUUCAAAUGUGAUAUGUGUUCACACAGUUACACAUGCCGGUCCAGACUGAUGCAGCACGCGUUGGUUCAUACGGGAGAAACGCCUUUCACUUGUGAACUGUGCACGAAACGUUUCAUGCACAGUUCGAGCUUGAAGCGCCAUAUGUGUGUACAUUCUAACGAGAAGCCCUUCUCGUGCGAAAUAUGUUUUAAAUGUUUUACGCUGAGAUCCAGCUUAAAGAUGCAUUUGUUGAUUCAUGCUGGAAAAAAGCAAUUUAAAUGUGAGAAAUGCUGGAAAGGCUUUUCACAAAGUUGCAGCUUAAAACAACACAUGGUAACUCACACGGGAGAGAAACCAUUCAGCUGCGAUAUUUGCUUCAACACUUUCUCACAAAGGGGCAGCUUGAAGAAACACACGUUAAUUCACAACGGGCAGAAACCAUUCCAAUGCCAGGUGUGUUCGAACCGCUUUACUCAAAGAAAUAACUUAAAAGAGCAUAUGAAGAUUCAUACGGGAGAGAAACCUUUCAAAUGUGACGUGUGCAAUACCUGUUUUAUAAAUAGACUCGGCCUAAGACAGCACACGCAGACCCAUACUGGUGACAGGCCAUUUAAAUGUGAAUUGUGCACGAAGUGUUUUACCCGACGCACUCAUCUAAAUCAGCAUAUGCUGAUUCAUACUGGAGAGAAACCCUUUAUGUGUGCAGUAUGUGCGAGACGUUUUAGACACAGCAACAACUUGAAAAUCCAUAUGUUGCUCCAUAAACGUUAGACCUAAUUCAUAUGUAUCAAAUUCAAAAUGUAUAUGCUGUGCCAUAAUAGUAACCUUGUUCAUAUGCAUAAAAUUUAUUGAAAACUAUUUGUUUCUCACUUCGAGUUAGACCUAGUUUCUAUAUGACAAUAAUUUGAAAAUCCAUAGGUUUAAAAUCAAUAUGUUGCUUCAUACUAGUUAAAACUACUUAGUAUGUAAGAAUUUUAAAAUUCAUAUGCUG